Molecule: messenger RNA, 16961 nt
Organism: Brassica rapa (field mustard)
Lineage: Eukaryota; Viridiplantae; Streptophyta; Magnoliopsida; Brassicales; Brassicaceae
Source: RefSeq, a predicted model, not a curated record
UUGCUAAAUAUGAUAACUAGAUAGCCAACAAAAUUACAAAAAAAUAUUUAAAUAGUAAAAAAUAUGUUAAUUUAACGUGUUAAAAUUUAAAAAUAAAUUUAAAGUAUGGCAUGCAUUCUUAACAUUUAUAUAAAUAUAUUUCAUAGCCUAAAUAUAAAUAAUUUAACAACUUAAAUUAGAAAAAAAGUAAAAAUUCCGGGCGUAGCCCGGGUUAAUCCCUAGUUCAUAGCAAAGUUUGGUGUCAACACGUGAACAACCAAAAGAGAUUUGGUAACUUUCCUAUAACUUUUCUUCUUCAUUUUCUUUGUUUUUAAUAUGAGCAUUUUUUAUUUUUGGGAAAUUGUUCUUUUAGAGCAAAAAAUGAUAAUUAUAUCCAAGUUCUAACAACCUAACUUUUUUUUUGUCAAACAACAACCUAACUUUAAAAACCUACAUUCCAUCGCCUACCUAGUUCCAAACUUUCAAGUUCCGACAACUUCUAACGCUUUUUCUAAAUAGUUACCUUUUUCUUUGAUGGAGCUGUCUUUUUUGCUCGUGCUAGGAUCAGUGUUAAUUUUACUCUUGCUAGGACCAAUAUUGAUUUUGGUCAUGCUAGGACCACUUGCUUGAUCAAUCUUUCCCACCAAUUCAAUCACCACUAAAGUUGUCCUCAGCUGUGUAACCUUAGCCUCAAUUUUCCCAACCUAUCGGUUACAACUGUCUCAAACUGUUCAGUUCUCUCUGAAACUGUCCUGAGUUGUGUAACCUUAGUCUCAAUCUUCUCCAACCUGUCCAAAAACUGCUGACAGAAUUUCUCCCCAAAAGUAGUAAAAGAAGCUUGUACCAGACCCUCCAAAAAAAUUUUCAUAUCUGUGUCAAUAUUCCCUUUUGAUGAAGCAGCUAGUUGGCACAAGACAUUUCUUCCUUGACUCUGCUCCUCGGUCCGCAUGCUUUCUCUUGUUUCUUCCCGAAACAUCAACUGUGCCAUCAACAUUCUCUGCAACAUGACUAUUCUCACCCCUCUCAGUAUCAGCUGAUUGAUCCUCUCUUUUCUCUUCGUUAGCUUCUUCAAAUUCGGAGCUCGUAGAUUCUUUUACUCCCCAAACAUGAUUGUUCCAAUCAUGUUUUCUAUUGAUCAUAUCCAAAAUACGAUCCACUCUUUCAUCUUUAUUUUCAUCCUUCUGUACAAAAUCAGUUGUCAAAAGGACUACUCCAUCUAUGUGGAAUUCCAUGAAUGAAUGCAAAAUCCUCUAAAAACAAUCAAAUCAUUAGAAAAGUGAACAAGACAAUAAACAUUUUUAUUAGAAAAAUAUAUGUAUGCAUACGUUUUCUGGGAAUAAGUUUUCAACGCUAAUGAUAUCUUCAUAAGAACAUUUUGCACAUCCUCUCCAAUUACCACAAGACCUGUAAAAUUUUUGCUGACUUUUGUGCCACAAAUCUCUCCUAAAGCAGGAACAUAUUCCAUUAUCCAAAUCUGAAAACCAAACAAGAAUCCUUCCAUCAGAUACCCCUCCUUCUACUCUAAUUUAUGCCUUGUUUUAUCAAUCUGCUUCAGAAAGAAAUCAAACGAGUACAAACACCAUGGAUAAUUCCAAAGCUUCUCCAAAUCCAUCGCCAACUUCAUGUACAUAUGCGGGAUAUUCACCUUCUCAUCCUUCCCCAUCACCACACCCAUAAUAACGCAAAGAUAUAUCAGUCUUACCCUAUCAACCCAAGUCCAGGUAUUGCUCUCUUCCAAAUGCUUUUUUUUUAUGAACUGCAAGUUUAUUUUUCUAUUUGUCUUUAUCUGAUUGCUCCAAAAACCAUCAUCAUCUUUCCAUGUCACUAACCCACUGUUCUUCUCUCGCUUCACUUCUUAUGUCUCUUGCUUGUCAUCAACUCCUUACACAAGAAUGAGUGUACCAACCUCGCCGAAAAAUUCAGAUCAUUCUUUUGGAUAACCAUAAUAUGCGAGAAAAUGAGAUCUUUCAUAACUUCAUCGAGUUCUGGCUCUAUUUUUUUCUUCAGCAGCUCGAGAAGUUUUAGUCGGCAGCUGUUAUUAAUCUUCUUAACAUGAGGUUCCAACCCCUCACCGUAUAAACGACUAGGCAACUUUAACUCCAUACCUGAAAAUUGAAUACAAUACAACACAAUAGCUAUUAAUAACAAAUAUCACAGUUCAGUUAAAUAAUGUCUCUUAAUAUUUUAUCAAUAACCAAUGUCAACAAAACUUAAAAGAAUUAGCAUUCUCACUGUAUCAAUUCCAAUUUUCUGGUGUUUUGAUUUAUUUUUUAAGAACAAAAGCUAAAAUUUCUAAAUCUAUCCAAAAAUAUGUUUUAAGCCCUGGAUUGUGUACAUAAUCGUCUCAAAUCAUCACCUUAACACAUGAUUGAAGCCUAAACAUCCUAACAAACUCAAAAAAUUACCUUUUACCUUUGUAUUUUCAAACUCUAGAAAGAAGUGGAGAUAGAGUUUCAUACCUUUGCAAAACGAACUAAAGAGUGAUAGAUUCAUAAAAAGCUCACGAAAUCGUAUGGGUUAGGCCAAAGAAUCGUCCAAAUCAGAGUGAAAUUGAGUGAUUUAGGGUUUAUGAACUUGAGUGAGACUUUGAUUUUCUCCCCCUUUGUUCGUGAAGGAGAUGAGAAAUUAUGGGUUUCAUCCCAAAGAAAUCGAGUUUAAAGAGUUGAAAUCAUGAUUGGUCGGUUCAAAUCAAGUGAGAAUCAAUCCGGGUAUAAUCGAAGAAAACCAAAAAAUUGAUUUGGGAUACUUUCCUGGGCACGGGAUCGAUCGAACUAUAUUGAGAGAUCGAUCUAUCUAUAUAAAUUGACUUUCGCCGAUCGAGUGAAAUGGACCAGGUCGAUCAGUAUAUACUCCGUAUUUUUUUUCUGCAUAAUGAUCGGGAUCAAUCGAUCCGUUUGACCUUGUAAAUUCGGAUCGAUCAAUCACGCAUGAUCGAACUCAUUAUUUAUUUUAUUUAAAAAAAUUACAAUUUUAAGGGCAUUACUGCUAUUUUGCAAAAAAUUAGUCUAAUGAGACAUAAAUUAAUAGAGAUUAGUAUAAAGGAACAUAGUUAUUGUUUUUUUUUCUCUAAAAAAAAAUUUUCGGUUUUAUUUAUUUGUUUCAUGUAAAACCAUUCUAAUCUUCUCAAUGUCAUUCUAUUCUUAUCCUGAUGUUCGAAGAGAUACCAUCGAAUUUCCUUGUUAGCCAAAUAUAUAAUUUGUUUACAUACAAUAUAUAUUAAGUACAUAAAAUUAAUAUAUAUAUAUAUAUAUAUAUUAAUAUUAGUUAUAGAAAACUGAAUAUAAAGAUAUAUUUAACUGUGUAAAAUAUGUGUAUGUAAAUAUAGCUUAAGAUAUAUAAAUAAUUUUUUAAAAAGUAAAAAUGUUUCUGAAAUAGAAAAUGAACAAACACAUUUAUUAAAAUAUUUAGAAAAUAAACUAAGUAAUAGACACAUAAAUAUAUGAUAACUAAUUUAAAUAAUAAUAAUAUAUAACUACAUCCAUUAUUAAAACAUAAUUAUUGUAUAACAUAACGUUUCUUGUAUUUCUUAAAAUUUUACGAAAGAUAAAAUUAUCUUGUCAAAAUGGAUAUUCACGAUUAUUUUACUCUAUGAAAUGUACAUGUCAUCUCAAGGGAUUGAGAAUUUAACAUGACAACAAAAUUUCACAAUGAUUAAUGGUUGCGAGGUUAAUGGAACCAUAUUCCCGUUUUUCAAAAAAAAAAAAAACAGAAACAGAAGCUACUGAAAUGAAGGACUACAGACUGAUCUCGUGCUGUAAUGUUCUAUACAAAGUCAUAUCGAAGAUUAUUGCGAAUCGACUAAAACGUCUUCUCCCCCAGUUUAUCUCAGCAAACCAGUCAGCUUUUGUUAGUGAGAGACUCUUGAUUGAAAAUCUCCUGCCACUACUGAAAUUGUCAAGGAUUACCAUAAGGAAAAUAUAUCAUCUCGAUGUGCCAUCAAGAUUGAUAUCUCCAAGGCUUUUGACGCUGUCCAAUGGCCUUUCCUCCUUAAUACUCUCACCGCUAUGAACUUUCCUCAUCAGUUCAUUUACUGGAUCUCUUUAUGCAUAUCAACGCCAUCUUUCUCAGUUCAAGUUAAUGGAGAGCUGUCUGGUUAUUUCCAGAGAAAGAGGGGACUUCGACAGGGAUGCUCUCUUUCUCCGUACCUGUUCGUCAUUGUUAUGGAUGUUCUAUCUAAACUUCUAGACAAGACGGCAAGCACUCAAAAUUUUGGCUAUCAUCCUCGCUGCAAAAGUCUAAACCUGACCCACCUGACGUUUGCAGAUGAUCUUAUGGUAGUCACAGAUGGGAAAGUGUGAUCUGUAGAAGGAAUAGUUGACGUGUUUGACAUGUUUGCAAAAUACUCAGGCCUGAGAAUUAGUAUGGAAAAGCCGACCAUGUACCUGGGAGGGGUAACAGAAGACAUCCAGAUGGAGCUGGAGAAUAAAUUUCAUUUCAAAAUAGAUAAACUUCCGGUGCACUACUUGGGCUUACCACUAACCACCAAAAGUAUGAAUACUACUGAUUACCAGCCUCUCAUCGAGACAAUAAGAAUGCGAAUAGGAUCCUGGAAAAACCAGUACUUAUCUUAAGCCGGUAGACUUGAGCUUCUUGGCUCAGUUAUAUGGAACAUCUCCAGUGUCUGGUUAUCAGCUUUUCGUCUACCGAAGGCGUGUAUUCGAGAAAUCGACAAGAUCUGUUCGGUCUUCCUAUGGUCAGGUAGUGAUCUUAACCCUCGGAAAGCAAAGUUGUGUUGGGAAGAGGUUUGUCGCCCUAGAGAAGAAGGUGGGGUUGGUCUCCGUUCAUUAAAAGAUAUGAACAAUGUUACCGUCCUAAAGCUCUUUGGAGGUUAAUCUCUAACAAAUCAUCACUCUGGGUCAGAUGGAUUCACUCCACACUCCUUAAGAAUGAGUCUAUUUGGUCUGUCAAAGAUAAUGAUCAAAAAGGUUCAUGGAUGUGGCGAAAUUUUUUGUAAGUUCGAGGGCUGGCUCCGGAGUUCUGUAAAGUUGAAGUUUAUAAUGGGAAAGGGGCAUCUUUCUGGUACGACCAGUGGUCUCCUUUAGGCUGCUUGAUGGAUAUGUUGGGAACAAGGGGUCAGAUCUAUACGAGAAUACGACAACAUGAUACGGUGCAUACUGCAAGGACAAAACGUAGAAGAAGAGUCCACCGCUCAGCGGGUCUGAUUCAAAUUGAGAACCAGCUCCAGUCUUUAUCUCGUUCUGAAGAGGAGGAUGUUGUCCUUUGGAAAGGGAAACAAUAUAUUUACAAAGAUCAGUUUCUUACUUCAGAAACUUGGAAUCACAUCAGAACUAAAAAAGAAAAAGUCUCUUGGCACAGAGGAAUCUGGUUCACUCAUGCUACGCCAAAGCACAGGUUCUGUACUUGGCUAGCUAUUCGUAAUCGGCUCACAAUGGGAGAUAAGAUGGUCACCUGGAACGCUGGGAUUGAUGGGACAUGUGUUCUAUGUAUGCAGCAGCUGGAAACGAGAAACCAUCUAUUUUUCGGCUGCGAUUACUCCUCAUCACUAUGGUACAAGCUGAUGAAUGUUUUUAUGGGUAAUGGUUACUCAGAAGAGUGGAUUGAUGUCGUGCUCUUCAUACAGAAACCAAACCUGGAUCGAACCAGGAGCUUCCUUGUUCGUUACGUUUUUCAAUCUACAAUCUACAUGAUUUGGCGUGAGAGAAACUGCCGCAGGCAUGAUGAGAGGCCGCGAUCUCCUGAAGUUCUCUUUGCCAUGAUUGACAGACUGGUCAAGAACAGAAUUAUUUCCAUUAGAGCACAAGACAUGAGACUUGAUUGUGCUUUCCAACUUUGGAUUGGAGCUGUACAAGCUUGAUUCUUUAUUAGGUCUUUUGCUUGCAAUUUUAAUAUGCUAAAGUGGCUCUUGUUGGCUCUUGCUGUAAAAGAAAUACAUUUUUUCUUUGAAUUAAAUUUAACAUUUUAUUCAAAAAAAAAAAACAUAUUGGUUUUGCAAAAAAAAAAACAUAUUUGUUUUUCAAGCUUUUAAAAAAACAUAGUGGGUCUUUUGUUCUUUUGCUAAACAAAACAUAUUGGUUUUGCUCUGGUAAUAUUUCUAAUCGGCAUGUUCAUUCCAACAAAACCUAAAACUACUUAAACCAGAUGUUUUAAAACAGUCUUUUAAUAAUGACAAUGACGAACAUAUAGAAGAAGUCUUCUAAUAUCUAUGAUUUCUCUCAACGUAAAUGUUGCAUAUGUGAUAUGUCCAACAUGUUACUUUAGUAUAUCCUCAUGAUUGUUGAAUGACAGUUUUAUUAUUUCAUUUUUUAAUCGGCACUUUGGUCUUUCUUUUAUUUCCUCGUUUGUCAACGUCUUACUAAACUGUUACUAUGUUAUUGGUUUCUACAUUUUAAUGAAUUUGAAAAUCCAAAUCAAAUGUAUUGUUAUUGGUUAUAUGAUUUUAAAUUUUUUUAUUCAAAUUCACUGUUAUUGGUUUUAUGAUUCUAAAAUAGAUUUUCAAAUCAGGUGUUAUUCAAUUGUAAGGAUUUGAUUAAACAUUUGAUUUGGAUUUGGAUUUGAAAUUUUGAAUAGUUUUAGAAGUGUUUUAAAGAGUAAAAUACAAAGAAACAAAUAUUGAGUCAUACUUUGUUAUUUUGAUUGGAUUUGUUUUAUUGGUAUUUUUUUCCUAUAAGAAAUCUAUACCGAGAACCCUAGAGAAACUUUUUAAAAUAAAUUAUAGGCCACUUUAGAAGUAUUGGUUUUUUGAUUGUUCCUCACAGUAUGCCUAGAAGUCAACGCGACCAUGGAAACAGAGACAAGAAAGAAUGACAAACAGACGUUUUUUAGCUUCGGUAUUGACUAAUGACUAGAUAUCGUUACAGGCAAGAGAAAAAACAAUGGUUCAUCUAAUGAUGAUGAUGAAUAUGUAGAAGGUCUUCUUAGUUGGGUAAGUACAAAAGACAAAACUUGUGAUUAGGUUUCGUUUUUAGUCAUCCUUUUUUACUAAGGUCUUAUUAAAUGAAUGUACGAUUAUGUUUUGUCUCUCAGGUAUGGAGAAGCUGGAGAGAAAACGUUAUACUAAGCAUGAUCGAUCCGAGUUUAACCCCAGUAUCAAGGAACGGUAUCUUGAUGCAUACAGAUUGGUCUAUUAUGUGUUCAAGAGACUGGAGCGAGUAGACCAACAAUGGCUUUGGACAUCAAAAACCUUCAGAAGAAGGAAAAUAUAUAUAUCACAUGAAGAUGAUAAUUAAUUAGUUGCAAAUCCAUUCAUUCAUCUAUAAAAAUCCAUUUAUUUUGAUUUUGAAAUGUAUAUCAAUGAUUUUGAAAUCUGUUUGUUUGAUUUUGAAAUCUGUUUGUUUGAUUUUGAAAUCGAAGGAUUUGUCAAUAAUUUGUACAUCCAAAACUUUUUUAUAAAUCCACUAAAAUACUAGAACCAAUAACAUUUGUUAAAAUAAAAUCACUAAUAUAACGAAAUGACAACAGAUCGUGAGAAUAAGCAAUUUUUUUUGUCAGCUGUUGAAUAAGCGAUUUAGUAGGGAAAAUCCAUUUCUUUUAAAAGCUGUAUUCAUCAAUUAAAAACUAAAUUAUAUUUUCCCAAAAAAAAAUUCUAAAAUUUACGAGGGAGAAACAAUGAACAACGUUUUAAUCCUUCCAAUGUGAAAUUAGCUAAAAAGUUACGCUUUACACCAGAAUCAUGUCUUUUAUUGGUGACCUCCAAGUACCCUUUAUAAAGUUACACAAAAAAAACUGAUUUUGUUUUAUGGGGAUUCCUGUAAACAUUUUUUUUCCAAUGUUCUACCUAGUUUGGAUUUUUUAAAAUCUGAAAUCAAAACUUUUUUGUGUAGGAUAAACACGUUAAACCAAUAGAUUAAAGAAAUUUCCACAAUAUCUAUUUUGAAUUUUUUAUUUGAAUUUGAAAGUGAGUUUUUUUCUUUAAUUAAUAUACUUUAGUUUUAAAUUAAAAUCUAAAAUAUAAUCUCAAAAGAUGAAUGGCACAACUAUUAAUGAUUAUGACGAGAUUUAAUGGCAUACUAGGUGGUUGCCCGCGAAUUCGCGAAUAUAAAUAGUUUUUAAGUUCAAUAUAUAUAAUAUUUGUUAUGUUUUGACAAGAUAUAAUAUAUAUAUUUAUUAUUUAUAAAAUGUGAAUUUUAUUUGUUAUAUAUUUAUAAUAAACAGAUUUAUAUUUUCUUAUUUCCUUAAGAAUAGAAAUAGUAUGAUUUGUAAUGUUUUAUUAUAUUUAAUCAACAACUAUAGUAAAAAUAGUUAAUGUAUGCUCCAAUUUAAUUUGUUUACAGUAUUAUUAUAUGUUAUGUAAUUUUGAUUUCCAAAUGUCAUUCAAUUAAUAUGACCUUCAAUUUCCGAUAAUAUUUUCUAAAAAUAACAUAUAUACGAAAACACAAAUAAUAUUUUUCUAAAAGAUGAUAUGAACAUACUAAUUGCUGAAAUCAGAAAAAAAUUCAUCGGCUAGUACGUUUAGAGUAAUUGGCCAUAUGGAUUAUUUAACAUUAAACAUGCUAGAUUUGAUAUAAAUAACCAAAUAAUUUUGGCUAGUGGAAAGUUUAGAGACAUUGUGUGCAACACUCAAUGAAAUAAUGCAGAUAAAUUAAAACAGUUUGACACACCUUAUAUAUACGAUUAAUAUGGAAUUUGAGUCAAGUCUAUAUGAUUAUUCUUAAUUUUUAUGUAUUAUUAUUCUUAAAUUUUGGCUAGUAGAAAGUUCACAAACAUUAUAUGCAACAGUCAAUGAAAUACUUCAAAUAAGUUAAAACAGUUUGACACACCACACAUAGAUAACUAUUACUCCUCUGUCUCAUAAUAAGUGUCAUUCUAACUUUUUUUUUCUUGGUACACAAAAAGUUUCACUUUACAAUUCAAAUGCAAAUUAUACUUACUUUCAGAUGAAAAUUAAUUGCAAACUGCAUUGUUUUUAUAAAUAAUUUUAUUUAUCUCAAAUACUAUUGGUCAGAAAGAUGUAAUAAUAACAACUUAGAUAUAUUUCCGCUACUUUCUUAGUCUGUAUGAAAAAUGUCAAAGUGACACUUAUUCAGAAACGGAGGGAGUAUGGUAUUUGAGUCAAGUCUAUAUGAUUAUUCUUAACUUUUGUGUAUAAUUAUUUAUAAGAUGCACAAGUAACAAAAAUUUAACUACUAAUUUUAUUUUAUUUUUAUUUAUUUAUAUAAUAUGCAAAAUAAUUUUUACAGAAUUUGCUUAAAAAUGUAUUUUUAAAAUGUAUAACAUAAUUUCUUCAUUUGUAAAAACCAUAUUGUUUUGUACAGAUUUUUUGAUGGAAAAUGCAACUUCAUUUUGUUUUGUAUAUCUAUAUUUAGUUUACCUUUUUAAUUUAAAAUUAAAUUAUAUAUACACGUUUGUAUAUCAUUAUCUAUACAAUACACAACUAACUAAAAUUACUAAUUACUAAUUCAUUUGAUUUUUUAAUUAUAUAUAUAUAACAUACAAGGAAAAGUUUUUAAAUCUCUUUUUUCUUUACCAUUUCAUUUUAAAAUGUAUGAAAUAAUCUAACAGUUUCUUCAGUACUUAAUGAUUUUAUAUAUUUGUUAAUAGAAAAGCUUAAAUAUGUUUCUUAUCAAGAGUUACUUUUACUUUUACUCUAAAUUAUAUUAUAUAUAAUUUUGCAUAUUAUUAUAUAUAUAAUACAUAAGUAAUAAAAAGUAUUAACCACUAAUUGUAUUUUGUUUUUAUUAUCUAUAGAACAUGCAAAGGAAGUUUUUAAAUCUCUCUUAUACGAAUAAAAUAUAUUUUAAUAGAAAUUAUAAUUUAACAUGUAUUCUAUAAGUAGUUUUUAUACAUAAUAUUAUUUGAUAUUUUGUUAUCUAAUUUUUUUAUAACUUGCCAAAAGUUACAAUAUUAGCUAGAUAUAACUGGAAACAUUAUAAUAAAUGAAAAUCUAGCAUUGAUGACACAAUUUCCUUAAAUACAAAUUUGUGAUAGUCAUUAUUGGUAAGUAUUAUUUGUUUGGUUAUUGAUAUAAGUUGAUUCUUGAUUUAGUUUUUUUUAGAACUGAGUUAAGUAAAUCAAAAAUAAAAAAAUCAUCAACCAAACAAAUUAAAACAAUUAAUUAGAGAGCUUUCAUAUGAGUGACACAUAAACAAAUAUUACUAAAGUUACUUCUCAAUUAAUAUAUAGUAGGAUAUCGUAUUCCCAUUUUAUUAUCAUUUUGGUUUUUCUUUGAUAAUAUUUCUACUCGGUCUUUUGGUCAUUUGAUAGUGAUGACGGCGAAAAGAGAGAACAAGUCUUCUAAUGGUUGUAUAUGAUUUUUCUCAACGUAAAUGUUACUUCAGUAUUUAUAUUCUUUUCUAUUCGGUCAUAAUAUAUCCUCACGAUUGAAGAAUGAUAGCUUUAGUAUUUCUUUUAUUUCUUCAUUUGUCAAUAAUCUACCAAAUUAAUUACUAAGUUUACAUAAAUGUAAUUCUAUAAAAUUUAUUUUCAAAUUUGAGAUCAAGAUAUAAAGAAUAUUAUGUUUGACAUGUUAUCCCUAGGGAUUGAGCAUUUAACAUCAAAGCAAAAUCGUACAACUAUUAAUGAUUAGUACAGGUUAAAUGGCAUUUAUUAACAUUUUGGUUUUGCUUGGUAAUAUUUCUAAUCGGUCUUUUGAUAAUGGCGAUGACAAACUUAGAAAAGAAGUAUGAUUUCUCUCAAUAUAACGUCGCAUAUGUCCAACAUUGUUUUCUUUACUAAAAUUUUGCAUUAGUUUAGAUGAUCAGCAUACAACUAGGAGCAAGAAACAGAACAACAAUACACUAUGUCCAGGGCCGUCUCAAAUUAUACUAAGGUCCUGUUUAAAAAAAAUAUUAACUAUAUAUUUUUUUUUCUGAAUUGAAGUUAAAUUCAUUACAAGAAAAAAUCUUUUUGAAUUAAUUAUAUAUUUAACAAUGUAAUGAAAUAAUUUUAAAAGUUAAUAAUUUUAUCUAUAUAAAUUUGACGUUUCUCUUUUAAUUAUAUAUUAUAAAUUUAAGAAUGCAGUAAAAAUUUAAAAUUUUAAACCAAAUUCAUAUAUUUAUUUUAAAAAAUUUCUUAAGUAUUUAUUUUAUUUUAAAGUUUGGGCCAUGUUUGACCGCUCCACUAACACAUGCUAUUAGAGGGCCCUGUGUAUGUCCAACAUGCUACUUUAGUUUUUUAUACUUGGUUUGUAUUCGGUCAUAAUUUGUUCUCACGACUGAUGAAUGAUAGCUUCAGUCUUUCUUUUAUUUCUUCAUUUGUCAACCAUUUACUAAACUAUUACGAAAUUGCUCAAGAGUGACUUUAAUAUUAGCUAAAAAUAUAUAUAAUCAAAUGACAACAUUUGAAUAUAACAGUUGUAUUAAUUAAUUUAGGAGAAAAUAAUUCAUUUCUUUUAACAGUUAUAUUAAUUAAUACAAACUAAAUUAUAUUUUCUAAAAAAUAUUCUAAAAAUUUAGGAGGAAGAAAUAAUGAACAACAUUUGAAUCCUUCCAAUGUGAAAUUAGCUAAAAAUUCAAGAUCUGCACCAGAAUGAUAUCUUUCACUGGUGACUUCCAAGUGUUUUCUAGGAAUUUGCAAAAAGGAAACUGAUUUGUUUUUCAAAAUUAGUCUAAAGAACAACAUUCCAAUACCUAAACAGAUUUUUCAAAGCUGAGUUGUUUUUGAAAAAAAAUAUUUUGCCCUUUCGAAUCUUGGAAUCACAAAGACAAUCCCCCUAAGGACUCUCGGAAUCCUCAACCGACAACACUCCUUUCGUGGUGUUCUUCAGAACUCUUCAAAACUGAGUUUUUUUCUGAUAUGCUUUAUGCAAAUUGAAUAAAGCUAUAAUUUAAAGAAUUAUAGUCCAAUGCCUAAACUAUCUUAUUUCCAUAUACAAAAAAAAACUAAUCUGAGGGCAUGAUCAUAUUUGUGUGUUCGUGCACAUGAUCUAAUAUAUAACAGAAUACUUUUACAACUCAUCCGUUUGAAGCUCUCAAUGAGUUUUCACAUAUUGAACAUCUUGCCUUCUAUUUCUAUUCAGAACCAAAUCCUUUUUGCUGUUCUCUUUCACAAACAACCAAAGUAUGAUCAUCUUAAAGUGUUUGGGUGUCUAUGUUUUCCUAAUCUCAAUCAUUUUAAUUUUCACAAACUUGCUCCUCGAUCAACACCUUGUUUGUUUCUUGGUUAUCCAUCUCAACAUAAUGGAUAUCGUUGUCUUGAUCUAAAGACCAACAAAAUCAUACUUUCUCGUCACGUUUUCUUUGAUGAGGCUGUUUUCCCAGCUGCAGAAAAAGCUAUAUCAUCAUCAGAGUAUCACUUUCUUCAAGCUGAUGAUGAACCAUCUCCUUUGUUUAAAGCUAUUCUUCAAACAGGUUCCCAGCCGGGUCCUGCUAUUCAUCAUCAGCCAACUACUUCAAAUAUUCAAACCACAACCUCUGUUCCUUCUCUACCGCAACCUCAAACCGUUCCUGCUCUUACUCAUGCAAUGCGGACUCGGUAUUACAAAGCCAAAGAAACAGUUUACUUUACUUUCCACUUUCGCCUCUGCCUACUAGUCACAAAACAGCCUUAUUGGAUCCAAACUGGAAACCAGCAAUGGAUGAUGUUAUUGACUCUUUUAUUGAGACUAAGACUUGGGAUCUGGUUCCCAGACCAAGCAACACUAACAUUAUUAAUUGCAUGUGGUUAUACAAGCAUAAGUUGGAUGCAAAUGGACAACCGUUUAAACACAAACCGCAACUGGUGGCCAAUGGCAAGUCUCAGGAAGAAAGCGUGGAUUACAAUGAAACUUUCAGUCUUGUUGUGAAACCAGUUACAAUCAGAACAGUCCUCGAAGUCAGCCUUGCCAACAACUGGCCAAUACAUCAGCUCGAUGUCAAAAAUGCGUUCCUUCAUGGUCUUCUCGAUGAAACCAUAUAUAUGCAUCAACCACCGGGAUAUCAAAACAAGGAACUUCCAGACUAUGUGUCCAAGCUCAACAAAGCCAUUUAUGGCUUGAAACAGGCUUCUCGUGCCAGGAACUCUCGCUUUGCUACUUUUGUCACUAACAUGGGUUUCAAAUGCAGUCACAGUGAUGCCUCCCUUUUCAUAUUCAACAAAGGAUCACGCCGAGCUUCUCUUCUUCUCUGCGUAGAUGACAUUAUCCUGACUGCGUCUGAUGACAAAUUCCUCAACCAGAUUAUUGCGAAGUUACAAACAGAGUUUCCAGUGUCCGAUUCUGGUAAACUACACUUCUUUCUUGGUGUUAAAGCUGGGUUCAUCAAUGGCGGCAUCUUCCUCAGUCAAAAAGCCUAUGCUACAUACAUUAUUAAUCACGCUGGUAUGAAGGACUUCAAACCUCUGGCUACUCCCAUGGACUUAAACUUAAAGCUCAUGGCUGAUGUAGGUGAACGAGUUCCGGAUCCUACUCAAUAUUGCAGACUUGCGGGCGCUCUUCAAUAUUUAACAGUCACUCGUCCAGAUAUAUCAUAUGCAGUUCAUCAGAUAUGUCUCUAUAUGCAUGAUCCGAGACUUCCUCAUCUUCAUGCUCUCAAGCGCAUUAUACGAUAUCUCCAAGGAACGUCAGGCUUUGGCUUACAACUCCUCAAAGGGCGCAUCGAUGAACUCGUAGCUUACUCAUACGUGGACUGGGCUGGCUGUCCUGAUACUAGUCGCUCUACAUCUGGAUGCUGCGUGUUCUUAGGCUCUAACCUCAUCUCUUGGUCUUCAAAAAGACAGCCUACCACUUCUCGCUCAAGUGCAGAGUCAGAGUAUAAAGGUAUAGCCAAUGCAGUAGCUGAGCUCACUUGGAUACACAAUCUCUUGCUCGAGCUGGGUUAACCUCUCUCCAAAGCUUCUAUUGUCUACUGUAACAAUAUAAGUUCAGUCUACAUGACCCAAAAUCCUGUCUGUCAUCAACGCACGAAGCAUGUUGAGAUUUAUCUUCAUUUUGUACGAGAAAAAAUAGCUCUUGGUCACGUAAGAGUUCUAUUUGUUCCCUCCUGCCAUGAUUCGACUGCGGAAGGGUGAUAGAAGGGAUAUCUGUUAAUAGAUAAACCACAAUCUUUUGUAGUUACAAUACUCUUGUAACAACUCUAGCUAUAUAAGCUAUGUCAAUACAACAACUCUCCUCAAGGAGAUUAAUCAAUUUUCACUAAUGAGCUAUUUGUAGGGUUACAUUCAUGUACAACUAAUACUACAAAACCAAAAGAAAAUCACUCAUGAGAAUGUAAUUAAAGAAGCACAUGUUUGUUUGUCUUGUCUGAGAUCAGGAAGACGUACACAGGCACUGCGUAUUUGUGUGUACUAGGUUAACCAGUUUGAUAUGAAUGCAACUUAAAAGGUGUAUGGAUCAAACCGCGAUUUAGAAAGUGAAAAUAAAUCCGACAAAAAAGAAGCCGCGUAAGUUUUAAGUAUAUCGUUAAAACUUGCAAACCAGACUAAUAUAAUCAACAAUCAGUGCCGAUCCGGACUCACGUGGUGCCUAAAGCGCACAUAAAAAUUAUUACCCUUAGGUUAUAUUUUUUUAUUUAAUAAAAAUAUCAUUAAAAUAUAUUUAAAAAAUAUAUUUAGAAAACAUUAUAUUAUUUGUGAAAAAAAAAUUUUAAGCAGUUUUUGUGUUUGGGUAAAAAUUAUUCAUUAGUUUUAAAAAUGUCAGUAUCUCAACGGCUUUUGAAGUUUUAUUUGACAAUUUUUAAGUUAAUAAAAUUUCUAUAACAUGAUUUUUUUUCCUAUGAUUAAAAUAAAGGGGAAUUGCAUCAUACAUCAAUCAAACAAAUUAUAAUUCACCCACUACCGAAAAGCCCUGUUUUUUUAAUAUACACGGUACACAUUAUAGAUUAUCGCCAUAUUACCCUUUUCAACCAACCGAUGAAACCUACUAACAAAAAUAAUUAAAAAUAUAUAAAAAACUUUUAGCCACAUCUUCUAAUCUAUCUCCACCACCGCCACGUCUCUACUCCACCAUCUCUUUCCAGUGUCUCUCUUUCAUCUUCAGAUUAUCAACAAAAUCAUACAUUUUCUUCUGUCACAUAAUUCUUCUCUUUCAAUACUUCACCAAAAGAACAAUCAAUUGUACUAAAGAAAAGACAACGAUGAAGUCAUAGACCAUCCAGUGGUGAAGAACAUACAACGAUGAAAGCGUAGACGGUGAGCACACACAACAACUCUUUCAUUUUUUUCUCCUUUUUUUUCUUAAAUCAAUUGAUUCUCACAAUCAUAAUUUUGUUUACAUACUCUGUUUUCGUUUCUGUUUUUUUUUUUACAUAUCCAGUGAUGAAGAACAACGACGGCGAGUCGGUAAAAGCAUCAUCGUGUUGGAAAAAAGAGAGGAGAUGAAGACAAUCUCUAUAUGGUGGUGAAGAAUAAUGAUGGUGAACGAAAUGAAUGUGCAUCAGCCUGUCUAAAAAAAGAAUUGAAGAAGAUGAACUCGCCGUCUAUACUAUAUUUGGUGAAAUUAAUAGUAUAGUAUAUAUUCUUAAGUAUAGCUAUCUAUGUACGGUUACCAUACUAUUUGAGACAUAUUUCUAUACUACUCCUUAAAAAUAUAAUAAUAUGUCAUGUUUUAAAAUUUGAUAGGUCUCUUCUUUGUCAUUUUGUGUGAUUGAUUGUAAUAUAAAAUUCAUUUUUCGAAUGUUGGACAAAUUUGGUUAUUUGGAACAUUCGUUUACUAUACUACUUAGACUAUAUGAAAUAUAAGAUAUGCAACAUGCUAAACCAAGUAAAUAUGCUUUCAAGUGUUUAAUAUUGGAAAAUAAUUUAUAGAUUGUAUUUGGGUUUAUAGGUUCCUGCCUAGGGUUUAGAUUUACUAAGUAAAGGUUUAGGUAUAGUAAACCAUAUUAUAUAGAUUCUAUUUGGGUUAAUACUUCAUUGAUUAGGGUUUAGCUUAAUCUAUUUAUUUAGGUUUAGGGUUUAGGGUUUAUUUGGAUUAGAGUUUAGUGACUAAAAUUUAGGGUUUAGUAUUUAGAAGGUGAGAGGGUAUGGUUGAGGUGAGCAUUAACUUCUUUCAUGCAAUCAUAGAUAUUUUAUAAUUUCACCAAUAUCUACUAUGUUAUUUAUUUUGUUCCAUUCUAUUUGGGUUUUGUGUUUAUAUUUGGGUUUAAAGUUUAUAUUUGAGUUAGGAUUUAGUGAUUAGAGUUUAGGGUUUAGUAUUUGAAAAUUUAUGUUUGGGUUUUCUGUUUAUAUUUGGGUUUAGGGUUUAUACACUUUUUUUUUUAAUUUAUGUUUCUAUCCACUCAUUCUACUGCAUAUAGUAAAUAAAUAUGUUGUAUAUAAAUUUGUGACAUGAGUUUUUUUACGUGACGUGUUUGUAAAUUAUAGUGAUUCAUUAUUGACCAGCAAUAAAAAUUUCUUGGAUGGAUUAAAUUGGUACGUGGCUGCAUGUGUUUCUAUCAAAUAAAGUAGUCUUAAUUUAAUCUUCAUCCUAUGUUAUUUUGACCAAGUCAUAUCUAACAAUAUAAUAUUACUGGAUGAUUACAGGAAGAAGGAGCAAAACCGGAUAAUAAUUGGCAUAAAUGAUAACUAUUACUUUUAUUUUUACAACAAAUGAUAACUAUUACAUUACGUCAAAAUCAAUAUCACUCACUUAAUUUUGAUGCCAAAGUUGGUUAUUCAGCAAAUGCACCCUAAAAUAAAUUUAACAAUAAUUUUAAUUUGUGAAAUUUUGUUGAAAUUUUACAGAAUUCCAGAGAGCAUAACUAACUUCUAAUAAUUAUAUUUUUAUUCAGAUUUCAAUAAACUCCUGAAAUAUAUUAUAAAACGUACUUAUGAAAUAAAUAAAGUGAAUAGAAAAAAAAUAAGAAGGCUUAAGUAAAAAUGGGAAACACAUCAACUUCAGGAACAGUCAAUAAAAAAGGACAUAGUUACUUCUAAAUUAAAAAUGGUUAAGAAAUAUUAAAACCUAAAACAUAGAGUUUCGUUAAAGUAUAGUGAACUAAUAAUUAGGUUUUUUUUACUAUUUAUAAUUUACAUCAUAUUUAAUACAGUAUAAUAAAAGAAGCUAAAAUGGUUGAAAAGGGAAGAAACAAAGAUUCGUUUUACAUUAUUCAUUAUUAUUACUAUUAAAGAGAAAAUAAGAAAAAGUAAAAUUUGUAUAAUUAUCAAAAAAUAAAAUUAAACAUUAAUUUUAAAAU